CGGAGCCGCCGCCAUUUUGUCUGGGAGUGGAAAUGUGAAAGGAAAAGCCGGAGCGGAGCCUAGGAGACCAAGCGGGGCGCGCGGCGGAGUGAGCCCCUCUCCUCUCCCCCACCCUCGGAGAGCAGUGCGGCCCAGUCGGCCCGGGCCCGGCGAGCAGCUCAGGGAAGGAGGCAGGGGCCUGCGGUACCCUGGCCCCCGGCGCACAGCAGGGGCUGCAGGGGACCUUGAUUCCUAGGCUGCGGGCGCUCCCAGGGCGGGCUGGUUCCCGGCGGGUGUCAGUCCCGUCUCUCCCCUUGGGCGCGGUGCGGGGCAGGCCGGGCGGACCCCAGGCUGGUGAGGGGGGCCGGCGGAGCGGAAGAUGUCGGGCCAGUCGAUCACCGACCGCAUCGCGGCCGCCCAGCACAGUGUCACCGGGUCAGCCAUCUCCAAAGCCGUCUGCAAGGCGACGACCCACGAAGUCAUGGGGCCGAAGAAGAAGCACCUGGACUAUCUAAUCCAGUGCACAAAUGAGAUGAAUGUGAAUAUUCCACAGCUGGCAGAUACACUCUUUGAGAGGACUGUUAACAGUAGCUGGGUUGUAGUGUUCAAAGCUCUAAUUACAACACACCACCUCAUGAUGUAUGGAAAUGAGCGCUUUAUCCAGUAUCUUGCAUCCCGAAAUACAUUGUUCAAUCUAAACAACUACCUGGACAAAAGUGCCAUGCAGGGUUAUGAUAUGUCUACCUUCAUUAGGCGAUAUAGCAAAUACUUGAAUGAAAAAGCACUUUCUUACAGACUUGUAGCAGUUGACUUCACCAAAAUGAAAAGAGGGAUAGAUGGAGUGAUGAGAACUAUGAAUACUGAAAAGCUUCUGAAAACCCUUCCAAUUAUUCAGAACCAGCUUGAUGCGCUCCUUGAUUUUGAUGCAAAUCCAAAUGAAUUAACCAAUGGUGUAAUAAACGCUGCCUUCAUGCUUCUCUUUAAAGAUUCCAUUAGGCUUUUUGCAGCCUAUAAUGAAGGGGUUAUUAACCUAUUAGAAAAGUAUUUUGAUAUGAAGAAGACCCAGUGCAAAGAAGGUUUGGAUAUUUACAAAAAGUUCCUAGCCAGGAUGACCAAACUGUCAGAAUUCCUCAAAGUAGCAGAGCAAGUUGGAAUUGAUCAGGGUGACAUUCCAGAUCUUACUCAGGCACCCAGCAGCUUGCUUGAAGCAUUGGAACAGCAUUUGGCUUCUCUAGAGGGGAAAAAAACGAAAGAAGUCUCAGCUGCCAGCAGAGCGAGCACCCUAUCCAGUGCUGUUUCCACACUUGCCAACACAGGAAUGUCAUUUAGCAAAAUGGAUGAGAGAGAGAAACAGCAAGCUUUGGAGGAAGAACAAGCUAGACUGCAAGCGCUUAAGGAGCAGCGGUUAAAAGAGAUUUCUGUAGUAUCAAAUUCCACUUCUACAUCAGCAUCUCCAAGCACCUUAUCAGGGAAAAGUGUGAAUACCACUACAGCUGUUGACCUCUUCGCAGCACCAGCACCAACAACCAGUAGCAUGCCUAACCUUUCCAGUGAUCUCUUUGAUCUUCAGCCAGCAUUUGUUCCAACUGUACAGAGUACUCCAGCUAUAGCAACAUCAGCAAGCAGUGCAUGGGGGGGAGGUCCUUUCUCAUCCUCAAAUGGUUGUGUUGGUUCUCCAUCCCAUCUGGACAUCUUUGACAUGAAGCCAGUUGAAGAAGCUGUAAAAUCUACUGUCCCUUUCGUCUCUUCCACCUUUACCUCCAAACAAACAGUGGAACAGUUUAGUGGAUUUCCUCUUCAUUCAGCUCCUCAGAGCACGACCUCUUCCAUAAUUAAUGUGGAUUUUGAUGCUGUAUUUGGAGGAAAGUCAACGGCACAUGAGUACAGGACCACAAGUGAGGAUGUAUUACAACCAACAGUACCGACACAAUGUCAGAGAACCGUUCUAAUCAAUCAGCAGAGUGGAAAAAUUUUAGCAAAUGACCUUGAUUCAUCACUUGCCAACUUGGUAGGAAAUCUUGGCUUUGGAGGAACCCCUUCCAAAAAGUCAGACAUGCAGUGGAAUCAGCCAACAGAGAAGAAACUUACUGGUGGAACAAACUGGCAGGCAAAAACAAGCACAUCAACUACAUGGAAUACUGCCCCCAUUCCUCCUGCUCCACAUAUGAAUGGAGUACAUUAUCCUGGAUAUGUACCUGCUCCAAUGACGUACCCAGUGACUACACCUCAAGUGCCUGUGUAUGGAAUGGUACCUCCUCAGAUUGGUGCUGCUCCUUUAACGGCACCCCAGCCAAUGAUUUAUACACAGCCAGGUCUCAGGCCAACGAAUCCCUUUGCGCCUGUCCCUGGACCACAGAUACAGUUUAUGUAGAGCAGCCAAAGCAGCGAGAUACAUUGACGACCAAAUAAUGGUAAAAAGAAGAGAUGGCAAAUUCAGUGUUCUCACAGUGCAGUCUUCAGCAGGGCAUCCACUUACAACUCCCUGUGUAACAUAAAAUUACUUUGAAUUGCAAUGCUUUAGAGGUUCUUGUUUAUAACAGUCACUAUGGUAUGGAAUCAUGUUUGUUCACUGGUUUUAGAUUGCAAGACUAGCUUCAGUAGAAAAUCAAAAUCUUUGAAGCUAAAGGUCAGUUUAGAAAAUUUGAGAAGAAUCUGACUUUUUUAAGGACUUAUACCUUCUGAAGAGGGGCUUACUUACUUAAUUGCUUUGCAACUUUAUUCAUCAACAGAUGGCCUAUAGAAAGUUGACUGAGGGCAUGAUAUUUCUAUUUAUUAUUUUCUCCCUGAACUGUGUGGCUGUUGUAAUCAAGGCACAACUCAAAUGAAGUUGAGCAAUAAAACUUUCAUAUGCUCUAAUAAAGUACUCUGAUAGAGUAAUGCUUGUAUUAUCAUAUAAAGCCAAUAUUGUGUGAAAUCAGACAGCUUUCUCAUUAGAAUAGCUUCUUAUAAUUCACAAAUUUUAUACUGUGAGUUUUAAAUGCUGUGAAUCAACUAACUAUAUAUAAAAACAAUUAAUGGAAAACUGAUCCAUUGGCAUUAUGGCAGUGCGUUAUAUUGCCAACUGAGAGAUUCAGACUUUGGCAUAGGCUUGAGAUCUGUCUCCAAGCAGGAGAAGAUAGUAGUAAUGUUACAGAAUAGCAUGUGCAGCUUCCAAACAGAUAGUGAUAGCUGCACUUCCUUACAGUAUCUUUUGUGCAGAUAGCAGCAUCGUUCUUAGCUCUAGCAGGAGUUGCCUUUAUGUCACAGUAAAACUGCAGACACAUCCAGCAGCAGCAAAUUGGAGGGAUUAGCAAAUCUUGUUGCUGGCCACUAAAGAGGAGAAAUGUCCACAUUUCAGUAGUUUGGCAGUUAAA
Messenger RNA from Gopherus flavomarginatus (Mexican gopher tortoise), 3332 nucleotides. Its product is annotated as phosphatidylinositol-binding clathrin assembly protein-like. Bases 359 to 2350 code for a protein of 663 amino acids. Gene Ontology annotation, cellular component: clathrin-coated pit; synaptic vesicle; extrinsic component of presynaptic endocytic zone membrane. Gene Ontology annotation, biological process: clathrin-dependent endocytosis; synaptic vesicle budding from presynaptic endocytic zone membrane; clathrin coat assembly. The transcript has 21 exons. Gene Ontology annotation, molecular function: SNARE binding; phosphatidylinositol-4,5-bisphosphate binding; 1-phosphatidylinositol binding. NCBI's taxonomy places the organism in Eukaryota, Metazoa, Chordata, Testudines, Testudinidae. The record is from RefSeq and is a predicted model, not a curated record.